Molecule: messenger RNA, 2091 nt
Organism: Cornus florida
Lineage: Eukaryota; Viridiplantae; Streptophyta; Magnoliopsida; Cornales; Cornaceae
Product: zinc-finger homeodomain protein 5
Exons: 1
Coding region: 926-1807 (293 amino acids)
Biological process (GO): regulation of DNA-templated transcription; regulation of developmental process
Cellular component (GO): nucleus
Molecular function (GO): transcription cis-regulatory region binding; DNA-binding transcription factor activity
Source: RefSeq, a predicted model, not a curated record
CAUCACUUGUUUCCCACUUACUAUUUCCUUAGCUUCAUCACAAGCAACCAACCUGUCUCUUGUUGGAUACAUACAUACAUAUUUUGGUUUGUUGGAUCCACUCAGAACAGACCUCAAACCAAUCAGUUCACGGUGUUCACCCCCAUCUCUCUCUCUCUCACACACACACAGAUUUGGUGCUAAUGCGGUGGUGGUGAUGCUGCUGCUUUUUCUGAGGUAGAGUAGCUAGGGCCCAAUUAUGCCUUCAUUUCUCAACUUAAUUUGACUGUCUCAUUGCAAUAACUUGGGAUUUUAAUUUCUUUUGCUCUCUUAGCUCUUACAUAUAUAUAUAUAUAUAUUUCUUUGUCUCUACUUACCUUAUAUUUUCUCUUAAGGAAGGUACUUAAUUAGAGCCGGUAAGGCGGUGGUGGUGGUGCUUCUGAGGUAGGAUUAGGGUCCAUUUGUUCUUUUAUUUAUAUAUUUCCAUUUAACUUUCCAUUGCAAUAUCCUAGGGUUUCUCUCUUUUCUCUCUCAGACAUACAUGUCAAUUACUUGGCAUAUAUUUUGACUCUUGAGGAAGUUAAUGAGUUUCACUAAUUAAGGUGGUGGUGGUGGUGGUGGUGCUCCUGAGGUAGACUUGUAGACUCUGCUUUUGUUUCAUUUCAAAAAAUUUAGGAAUUUCUUAUGCAAUGACCUAGGAUUUUUUCUCUCUCUACACAUACAUUUCAAGCUGUUGAAAUUAAAUGGGUUGGUGGGUUUAGCACCCAAAAGUUGAAUAUUAGGACCCAAAUGAAGAAAAAGAGUACAAAUGAUCUAGUUAAACUACUUUGAUAAUCUCUAAAUAUAAUUUCAGUAUUUGCUUGUUUAAAUUUGUUUUUCUUCUUAUAUUAUAUAUAAGAGCCUGCUUUAUAUGAAUGAUUGAACUGUUUUAUUGCCUGACAAGAAAAUGGAAUUGAGAGGUGAGGAAAAGGAAAUGAGAAACCCAGCAAGCUCUAUAGCUUAUAAUCCUGUCCUCCAACAACAGUCAUCAUCGGAAACCCUAGAUCAUCAUCCUCCAGACCCAGAUCAGGUUUUCCGCAAAAUUGACCCCAAAUCAAGUGGAUUGAGCUUGAAAGCACCACUGGCUUCACCUGCUAGAUACGGUGAAUGUCUCAAGAACCACGCGGCGGGCAUUGGUGGUAACGUGGUGGACGGAUGCGGAGAGUUCAUGGCGAGCGGUGAGGAAGGCACCAUCGAAGCUCUCAGGUGCGCGGCUUGUAACUGCCACCGCAACUUUCACCGGAAAAAAACAGUAAAGGAAGGCAAUGCUGAUCGCAUAGUACAUCCACUUCAACUACAUCCACCAUUGCCAUCUCCAUCACAAGCACUGAAGCUGCAGCAUCAUCAGAAGAUGAUCUCAAUGGGUAGUGUGCAUACAAAUCAUUGGAUGGCUUCAAUGGCUCAACCUGUGAAAAUGGCUUUUGGUGGCGGUGGCGGUGGCGGCGGCGGCGGCGGUGGUAGUGCUGGGACUGAGUCUUCAAGUGAGGAUCUCAACAAUUUCAACUACUGUACAUUCCAGUCGACGGCUCCACCAAUGCCACCAUUGUCCAAGAAGCGGUUUCGGACCAAGUUUACGCAGGAGCAGAAAGAGAAGAUGAUGGAGCUUGCGGAAAGAGUUGGGUGGAGGAUACCGAAGGAAGAUGAUGCCGAGGUCCAGAGGUUUUGUGCUCAAGUUGGGGUAAAGAGACAGGUUUUCAAGGUUUGGAUGCACAAUAAUAAAAGUUCUACGAAACAAUUGCAACAGCAAGAGCAGCAACAGCAACAGCAACAAAAAAAGCAAGAAUCAUAAGCAGCUUGGUAGGAAGGCUAGUCAUAUUGAGUUCCAAACCAACAAGGGUGAAGAGAGUAGAUGAUGGAUCACAAGAUUAUAAAGGCCAAGACACAUAUAUAAAUAUAUGUAUGGUGUAUUUUAUGUACCACUUCCUUAGCAAAAAUUUGGAUUAGGUUUUCUGUAUUUUGUGUACCACUUCCUUAGCAAAAAUUUGGAUUAGGUUUUCUGUAUAAUUUGCACUAUGAUUUUUGAACUUUUUCACCAAUGAAUUUGCCUGAACUAUCUAAUUCACCGUCAACAAU